Meloidogyne enterolobii is the source of this 693-nucleotide messenger RNA. The record is from the annotation of a GenBank genome assembly. Lineage: Eukaryota; Metazoa; Nematoda; Chromadorea; Rhabditida; Meloidogynidae.
AUGAUGAGCUAUCCAAAUAUAUUUGGAAUUGGUCUAAUAGUUGAUUUAGAAACAAAUGCUAUAUUUUCUGAAAAUCACCCGCAAAAGCGUAUUUUUCUCUCCAAUCCAGACAUUUUUAAUAUAAAAAUGGGACACUUCUUCUAUUUUUCUGCUGCUUAUUGGCCACUAAAACAAGUUUAUCUAAUUGGAAAUUAUCAACUUAUUUCAGAAGAACGACGUAAACCAAUUGACACUUAUUAUCUGGGGAACAAGCUUAUUUUCGAGGAUUAUUUUCGUUGUUAUAUUUUCCAAAUGGAUGAUACUCACAUGAGCAGAAAUUUUGGACCAAUUUCUGAUUCAAUGGGUUUGAUUACCAGGAAAACAAAAACCGAAGAAGAAGAUUGGCCCACUGAAGGGCAUGGCUAUGUUUGUUUUAACCCUGAUUGGCAAGCCGGACGUUCAUCUCAAUUUAUUCUUUAUUCAUUGGAAUUAGACAGAACAGCGAAAUGUGUUACUAGUUCUUAUAUACAACAGAAAGAAUUAAAAUGGUGGCAACAUCAACAUAAAGAUGCCCAUGAACUUUGUCGAUGUGAUGAAAUUUGGCAUUUGCUUUAUUCGAUUAAACAAAAAUCAGAAGAAUUUUUUGAUGAAGAAAAAAGAGAAAAUUUAAAAAAUACAUUGAAAGUGUAUCAAAAUGAAACUUGUCUCAACUAA